UCUAUGAAACAGCGAUUCCAAUCAUCAAACACAGUUCACUGAUGCAUGAUUUUGAUGUCUUCAGCAAAACCUAGGUCUAGGCAGCGCAGCUGUAUAGCCCCAAGUGUUUUUACCCAGCGAUAUUGCCGUUUGUCACCUCGAAAUUUGCAAGGCAGCUUGACUUGCAGACUGGUCAUCAGAAUGGCUCCUCUAAUAAUCAAUCUGAAUAACAAUGUUAUCGUGAAAGACUGGAGGAAUUACUGGGCGUGGGGCCAAGUACAGGAUGUUAGUACGACCAGCCUUCUGGUUAAUUUCGAUAUUCCUUUACAUUCGGCGCAGUGGAUACCGUUCGAUCGCGUCUUUCUGCCAAACUACUCUCCCUGCAGCGAAGCAUGUGGUGAACAGCAUCACACUGUGUGCUUAUUCGCGGCGGUACGUCGAGCUGAAAACGGACCGUUUAUAUGGCAACGCGUGAAGAACUACAAAACCGAUAUGGCGAACCCGAGCAACAAUAUCUGGGUGACAGCGGAAACUGAACGGGACGGUAAUAAGCAAUGGCAGAUGAUACCACAUUUCCGCACAUUUCGUUAUGAGUGCUGCCGAGAACCCUCGAUGCAGGAUGUUUUUCCUGGGCGACCGGUUACGUUUAUGACGUUCCAGAAGAUGGAAUAUGAACAAGCGGAUAUCGGUGUGGUGUACAUGGAACGCCUUUUUGAUCCCUCUUUUAACCGCUGCAUUGGCCAGGUUAACAGCGACAUGGCCUGUGUGGUAAUAAGCAGAAAUAAAGUCAUCCUCGUGGGUAUCGACAACUACGAGAUGUGCUGGAGUAAGACGAUCAGCACGCUGGCGGAAAUCCACAGGCUGUCGUAUGAAGAGUGGCACGCCAUGGUGCCAGCGGCCCAGAACAACGCGCCGCGGUGGAGUACUGUCGGGGCGAUAAUCAAAGAUAUCGACAAAGUUAACCGGGCGUCAUUGUCCUUGCCGAAGAAACCCCGCCUUAUAUCUGCUGAAAGCGACGCCACGAUAACUAGUGAAGGGUUGGUACUUAACGUUCUCGUGGAAAUAUUUAGCCAUGUGGACACGGUAACUCAAACACGUCUGCGCAGGGUGUGCGAGAAAUGGAACAAUGUAUUGAACCAUGAAUACGCCAAAAACCAGGUUUAUCUGGAUCAGGCUAGCCGGGGAAAUGAUGACGACAGUGGGUUCCUUUCUUUAUCGGCUCCCGGGAACGUAUGGUAUGCGGGAAGCCUGACCACGGAAUAUCGCUUUCAAAAAGCCAUCAACAGCAUAAAUCGGUAUCCGCACACAUUUCGUCUGGCCAACAUGCAGCUAACCACAAACCAGCUCCUAGCAGUACUUUGCCCACUCAACACGAGUUACACGACAAUUAAACCGGGAAUGCUAAUUUUGGAUGGUUGCGUCAUCUUGGUUGCAAGUAACAUUGAAGCGCACGUAGAUUUUCUUAGCACAUUCACUGAACUUGCAUGCAUGUUCAGUAUUGCUAACCUUGUAGUAACCAAAAACGUUUGCUUUGAAUAUACCACACAACGCCACUUGAAGAUUCUUUCCGGGUCAGUUAUACUAAAAUCGUUUAACAAUUUAAUUGAGCGCCUGUCUAAGCACUGAUUCGACCUCAUUUGAUUGUCAUGAAAUCAGCCUGUAGCAGCCAGAUGGAAUUGAAUAAAUAAG
Molecule: messenger RNA, 1668 nt
Organism: Paramacrobiotus metropolitanus
Lineage: Eukaryota; Metazoa; Tardigrada; Eutardigrada; Parachela; Macrobiotidae
Exons: 3
Coding region: 46-1605 (519 amino acids)
Molecular function (GO): protein binding
Source: RefSeq, a predicted model, not a curated record